Molecule: messenger RNA, 5114 nt
Organism: Cercospora beticola
Lineage: Eukaryota; Fungi; Ascomycota; Dothideomycetes; Mycosphaerellales; Mycosphaerellaceae
Biological process (GO): autophagosome assembly; positive regulation of protein phosphorylation; autophagy of peroxisome
Cellular component (GO): phagophore assembly site membrane; Atg1/ULK1 kinase complex
Molecular function (GO): protein kinase binding; molecular adaptor activity
Source: RefSeq, a predicted model, not a curated record
CUGCGCCGUGACGAGCAGCCGGUCCUCGAUCGCGAACCUGGGCAGCAACGCAACCUAGAAUCUCUUCCCCGAACAUCAACACGACCGGCAGUCUUAUAGCGACUUGUAGUCGCGCCAGCAGGAGGGGUCGUCGCUGGCGCGAGGCAUGUCUAUAUCCGUCUACAUCGGACAUACUGGCCAGUGUCUGCGACUCGACCCCAGCGUCAACAGCACCCUCGAAGCUGUGCGGUCAUGGAUCGCGUCGCAGACCAGCAUCCAGACGCGCGCUCAGAUCUUGCUCACUGCCCAGGGCAAGCAGGUCCGCACGCAGACUCUGCUGACCGAGAAUGAGUUCUUCGUGUUCGACUCGAGCUGGCUGAAUGGGAAGAAGGCCAUCAGUCCCGCGAAGGAGUCCAUAGACAGCUUCGGGAACGACGACGACUUCAACCCAGGACCCGCCCCGGAUACCAUCACCAACACGAACGACUUGGCAUCAUGGCAGCACUUGUUUAAGAUCAGGAGAAUAUGGGCAGCAAGUCUGCUCGAAGGCUGCGGCUCGCAGUCGAAGCAGGCCCAGCGAUUACAGGAAAGCAAAGCCAUAAUCGAGCGCAGCUUGGGGGUGGCCGUAGCUAGUCUGCAGCAUCAUAUCAAAAACGCCGAGAAACAAUAUGCGAACGUAGAAUCAUGGGCUACCGAGCAGCUGCAAGAGCAGCAGACGCACACGGGCAGGUGGGAGCAGGACCUGGAAAGCCUACGCAGCAUACCCGCCAGACCCGAGUUCACACGCUUCGUGCAACCUAUGUCAUCUGUAACAGGCUCGCGACGAUACUCUCAGCAACACAUUGCGACUUUGCAAGGCUAUGUGGACAUCGUGACUGUCAAGCAGGCAGCCACGACGUCCAAGUCCACGGUCUCUGUUCUCAACAAGCAGCUAGACAGCAUACGGGAGGAGUUGGAUGCUGCUUCAGCCACCAGCGAUGAGCUUCUCCACGCCGUAGAUCGAAUCAACUCUCGUUCCACUCUUGACGACAGUACUUCAGACCCAGCUCAACUGCUCGAGGAGAUCGACAUGGUUGUCAGCAAGAUGGCCUCCGACCUCGAGCACGUCCAAUCCCUAGCCAAAACGCCGCAGUCGUGCGCACAGGCUUCCAAAAUGGCCCUCCUCCACACACGAAAUUACUUGCCGAACCUUAACGAUUAUUGCUUGGAGAUGAACGAGCUUGUGCAAAAAGCAAGGCGGGAAAGAGAUAGUGCCGCUGAGAUUGCACUGGAGCAUAUGCGGACACUUUCGGCAAUCGAGUCGCAGCUCGCAAAAAUAUACCAGGCUAUCAGAGAGGUUGACCUGCCUGAAGAAUAUCACCAGGCCCUCACGACGUUGAGCGUUGUAGGGCGACUGCCCUCGGUAUAUGGUCAUCUUCUGGUGGAGUCCGUCAGACGGCGAGAAUGGGUCGCGAAGAUGAAGCGAGACUCAGCCACAUUACAAGAAGAAGUGGCGCUGUACCAGGAAGAAGAGGAGAAGCGGCGAAAGAAAUGGAUGCGCAACGUCGAUGAUCUGGUUUCACCCGAUGCGCUGCAGAGCCGUGUACUGGGAAUAGAGCUCAACUUGCAGAAUGAAGGCGGCAGCUGGCCUAUGGUUACACGAGAAGAGCUGGCAGAAUAUCUGAAAGUACUGCUCGACGUGGUCGGGCCGGGUCCGGUCACAGAAGAAAUCGACCAGGCCAUUAAGGACCUUGACAAGCUCACUCGUAAGCAGAUCAAACACGCCAAAGCAUUCAAGAAUGGCAGCAUGCAUGAGGCUGCUUUUGGUGACACAUCACUCUUUCUUCGAGGCGACGAUUCGAACAAGGCACUCCAGAGCGCCAAUACGCGCCUUGAAGAAGAGCUCAAGGCACAGAAGAGUCGUGUGCGCAAGCUGGAAGACUUGCUGCAUCGAUCGACCCAGCUCAACACGAGAGUGACGACUGGCGAUAUCUUUACACCCACGAGCGAUGGCGCAAUGUCACAACGCGUGGCCACGCCAACAAUACCAGUCGGCACUCCUCAGCCAUCCGACGAUUUCUCUCGCCAUAGCUCUCUCAGUAAACGCCGACCCUCUUUUGCGCAAGCACAAAGUGCUGAAGAGAAACGAUUGGCCAAGCGGGUUGUUGACCUCGAGGCAGAACUGCAAGCACACAAGGAUGAAGCAGCGACGAGGAAGGACUCGGAUGCAGAAACUCAAAAGCAAGUCGAAGACGCUAUCACCACUAAGAAAGACCUGAUGGCGAACAUGGACGCACAGCAACGAGAAUUUGCGGUGGAGAGACGAAACCUCGAACGCGAGUUGACUGAAGCGAAAGAGAAACUGGAAGAGGCCGAAAACGAAGUCGAGAGGCUGCUAGGCUCUCGAGAUGGCGUGGAUGAGGAGAUCUCGAGACUCAAAGAAGACGCCGCUGGACAUGCCGCACGCGCAGCGACUGAGCACGAUGCCCGCAACAACCUUGAACGUAAAUUCGAGCAAGCUGAGACAGCCCGCAAGCAAGUCGAAGAAGAGCUCCAAAAGCUGCGGGCAGCUGAGGAGCAAAGGCGUGAAGCUGACGCCGAGCAUCUGCAGACUUUGGCAACGGCGCACGCUCAUCUUUCGCCUGACGCUGAAACGCCGACUGGCCUUCUCGGACUGGCGACGACUCUCGAGGACCUCGCGAGGAGAUCAGCAGCCCACGCGAAAGACCUUGAGGAAGCAAUUGCGUUUGCACGAAGCGAGAACCAGUCGCUCUUGGCAAAUAAUGAGCGCCAAAAGACGGAACUCGCAACGGCUGCCGAAAAGCAAGCCGAGAUUGAAGAGGAGAUACGCCAAACUCAAGAGAAGCUGUCAGCCGGAGAGGCGAAGGCUCAAUCACUCGAACAGCAAUUGGCUGAAGAGCAAGCACAGCUUCAGUCCUUACGCGAGAAGUUUGCGGAGGGCGAGACGGGAUCAGAAGUGCUCCGCCAGCGUGUCACAGAGGAAGGAGAGCGCGUUGCUAAGCUACGAACUGAGCUAGCAGAAGCGAAGUCUCUCAACAACAGUCUGGAUGUGGAGAUUUUGCGCAUGCAGAAAAAGCAGAAAGCCUACCAUGCUAGCGCAGAAGCGACAACCGAUCGCCUACAGAAGCGAGCUGAUCGUGCAAAGGAAGUGUCACAAAAGCUCUACUCCCAAAAUCUCCGACUUGUUCGCCUGCUCGAACGACUUGGGCUGGUAGUGACUUACGAGGGGAACAAGAUGGCCGUGGAGCGCGCUUCGAAGAUGGCUGCCAGCACCACAAUGAUCGAUCCUUCCAUGCAGAUGAGUCGUCAAGCCUCAAUGACCUCGCCACCACCCACUCGCAAAUCUUCUGGAGAGGAUGAUGAGCCGGCGAAUGACCUCAAAAUGCUUCACUGGCCGGAUGCUCAAACCGUGGACGAGGAGAGUGCUCAAUAUGAAGCGUUCCUAAGCAGCCUUUCCCGAUUCGAUCUUGACGUGUUCGCUGAUGCGGUCACGAAGCGUGUCAAGGACUUCGAAUACACGGCAAAGAAGUAUAGCAAGGAGGCUAAAGAGUCCACGAAGCGCGCCGAUGCGUACAAGGAGCGUGCACUCAAGCUGAGGACCGAAGCUCAUUCCAAGAUCGCGGUCCGAGAUUUCAAAGAAGGGGACCUCGCUCUGUUCUUGCCAACAAGGGGUGGUCAAGUCAAGGGCGCAUGGGCUGCGUUCAACAUUGGAUGCCCGCACUACUUCCUGGCGGAGCGCGAAGGCAUGCGUCUCGGCACGAGAGACUUCAUCGUGGCGCGUAUCCAGAAGGUAGAGCAGAAGAUUGUUGACUUGAGCAGCCAACGUGCCGCCGCGCAAAUCUCUGCCGAUGGUCGCAGCUUGGGUGAAGCCAGUGAUGCCGCUUCAUCCAUGCAGGUCGAAGAUGACAACCCCUUCGACCUUUCGGACGGUCUGACGUGGUGGAUGGUACAUGCCACUGAAGAGCGUGGUGCCGGUGCAGCGCCCACGACGCCAGGCCUUGGUAAGUCCACGGUCAGCACAGCAAAUGUCGACGCCAAAGGCAGCAUUCGCAUCAAGCGUAGCAGCAAGAGUGAUGAUGCGAGCAAGCACUUGAAUAAGAGUCUCGACUCUCGCCGCUCUAGCUCGACAUCGAAGAAGAAUGUCGCUGCUGGAUCAACAGCCGCUACCGGCAGUGCUUCAGCCACGCCCCAAGCGAACACGCCGCGACAGCGUACAGACAGCCAGGCUUCGUCCUUGAACAAUCCUAUGCUACCAACACAGCACCAGCAGCAACCUCGUCCUCUCCCCGCGCCAGCCGGAACAGGUUUGGGUAUCGGCAGCAACAAUCCUGAACCUCAGCCUCAUGAACAGAUCCGCAAGCUGUCCACCGCGACUGACAGCACCAGUCGACCUCUCUCACCACCUGAGAGUGGCACAAGAGCUGGGCCUACGAUCUCAGUACGUCGACCAUCGGCUUCACCGAGCAAAGCACCCCAACAGCAACAACAGCAUCCCCGCCCGGAACGUCCUGAAUCUCCUAGUAAGAGUGUCCGAUCAUUGCAACGACAUUUGGAGACUGCUGCUGGGCCAUCGACUACCCCAGUCAAACCUUCGCCGGCUAAGAAAUCCGGCUGGGAGAGUCUAUGGAGCGCAGAAUUUUCUGUGGAGAGCCCGAGUAAGGAAAAGAAGAAAUGGGAUUGGCAUUGAAAGACUUGGCGGCGAUUUACCCUAUCAUGAUGUGUCACUCUGCUGCAUACUAGGCCCUGGCACGCGAUGCAAGGACACGAAACUUUGCUCGAAACAACAGAUUACUGCAAUUACGGUGUACUCCUGAGGACCAGGAUAUGAGAAAGCUUUCUCUUUGGGAAGCCGGGGGGAAGCAGGAAACUUGUAUAUGCUUAUGCAGUCGACUGCUCAUAUGAGGUGGCACGAGAUAGGUCGGACAAGCCAACAGCAUUUCACUCGGCAGAAAUUGAUGAAGCGCAAUGUAGUACUUGGCGCAUGAAUGUAGCUUGAGACAGCAAAGAAGUACUAGGAGCAGGACCCAACGCUGUACAGCUAUUCAUGAAAGCACGCAUUACGAAACUGUGCAUGCAGCUUUGAUCCCUUUCGGUUCACUCACGUAUCGCAAAGAGCUCAAUUGACGAAAGCAAGC